GGAGCUCUUCCGCAGCAGAAUAAUUCCUAUUUCAUCAGCAGCACUCUGCGUGCUGCCAAUCCCAUCUUUGCGGCCAUGAUGGUUAGGCGCUCACUUUUUGCAAAUAGCAAGCAAGCAAGUUGAGAUUCUUCUUCAGAAGGCACCACAUUCUGUGAGGCUUCUGUCCUCCUACAGAAUUGUGGCAUCCAUGCCAGCAACUUAGUAAUAGCUUCCUUUUUUCCAGACAACCCAAUGCCGCUUGGCUGGAUCACCAUCAACAGCAUCUCCAAGCUAAACAGAGUCAGAGCGUCACCCGUCUAUGCCUUGCCCAAUGCCCCCACACUGGCUGACUUGGAGGACACCGACGAUGAAGAAGGUAACGGGGGUUGGCCAGAGAAACCUCACCUGGACGUGCGGAGCCUGGUAUUUGAGCUGGACCCGUGCGGAGGGAAUGGGAAGGUCUGCCUUGUGUACAAGGACACCAAGCCGGGUAUGUUGUGUGAUACCAGCAGCCCAAGAGCUGUCUGCACUAAUCAGCCCCAUCUGCAAACCCCUGUUAGCUUUUGUCUUUGUGGGAGAUGUUUUGGACUACUGUUCCUAGCACCAUACCGUUGUGCUGGCUGAGAGUGAUGGGCUUUGUAGUCCAGAACAUCUGGAGGGCACCAGGUUGACAAAGGCUGUUGUCUAUGGUGGCCUGUGAUGAAGUUUUCCUGAAGCAAACUAUGCUUUGUUGCUGUUGUUGUUAAUAUAACUAUUACAAUUUGUAUAGUGCCCUUCAUCCACAGAUCUCAGGGCAGUUCACUACAUAAAAUUACUAUAUCUAUAUAUGCAUAAUAAAAAGAAGAAGAAAAGCAAAC
This is a messenger RNA of Podarcis raffonei (Aeolian wall lizard), 836 nucleotides long. RefSeq names its product tubulin polyglutamylase complex subunit 2-like. Bases 232 to 603 code for a protein of 123 amino acids. Gene Ontology annotation, biological process: protein polyglutamylation. The transcript has 2 exons. Lineage: Eukaryota; Metazoa; Chordata; Lepidosauria; Squamata; Lacertidae. The record is from RefSeq and is a predicted model, not a curated record.